Molecule: messenger RNA, 1279 nt
Organism: Rana temporaria (common frog)
Lineage: Eukaryota; Metazoa; Chordata; Amphibia; Anura; Ranidae
Exons: 7
Coding region: 126-1193 (355 amino acids)
Biological process (GO): intracellular protein transport; exocytosis
Cellular component (GO): exocytic vesicle; plasma membrane
Molecular function (GO): neurexin family protein binding; small GTPase binding
Source: RefSeq, a predicted model, not a curated record
UGAAGCAGUAGGCAAACAGGAGGAAGUCAUAAGGAUCAGCUGCCACAAUUGAGGUGGGUGGUUUCUGAAAGCUGGUUGAUCAGUUCAUUGCACUGCUAGAUGGUGUUGGCUGUCAGUUGAGGGUCAUGGAAAUUGUCAACUUGAUGGAUUUGAGUUUCCUAACAAAGGAGGAACAGGUAAUCAUUCAACGUGUACUGAAAAGAGAUACAGACUUAAGAAAGCGCGAGGAAAAAAGAAUAAGAAAGAUGAAGAGACAGGCAUUGGACCUUGGGUGCCUGAAACUGCAAACCGGUGAAUGGUUUGAAGAACUGAGGGAAAGGCGCUUCAAGAAAUACUCCAGCGCCACUGACCUUCUGAAGUGUGUGUUAGAACAUAAGCAACCAGGAACCCUUUCAUCAAAAAGAAUUUCCUGGUUAUCAAAAAUUACAAGCAUUAAAACGCUGCAAACGGCAUUACCUAGCCCCCCAAACUCGUAUGAUUUUCCAGAAAGGUGUCAUCAUAUGGUUAAAGAGAAUAUUAAUGAUACAGAUGGCUUUACAACUGUUCCAAAUGAACAGUUGAGUGUUACGCAGAUUCUUAAAGAUCUGGAAAUAAUCCUAGACCUAGAAAUACAAAAUUUGAACAGCACUGUAGAAAUUGCAGAUAUAAAUGGUUCCAGUCCAGAGAAUGUAUUGGUUGACAAGACACUGUCUGCAGUUUACAACUCACAUCAAGUUUGGCAUUACCCAGAACUAAUGGAUAUGAAUACAGAACAAGCCAAUGUAUCUCCCUUACCAUCUAUCAUUACUAAGGCAGAAGAGGACUUAUUGCCAUGUAAAUAUCGUUUUCAACUUGGAGGGAAUACGGAAUAUAGAAACAAUGAUUACUUAGAAAUGCCUCACCUCACAGAUCCUACUUCUUCCCUUGUGUGCUCUGGACAACUGGAAACACCAUUCUGCUCAUCUCCUUUUUUACCAGAACAGUUUGUGUUCUCAGAAAAUUGUUUCAGAUUCGACAGUCCUUCUGAAUUUAAUGCUUACUAUUUUAAAGUGCAAAGUGAUCACCAAAGCAAAGACUCAGAACUUUCUAGUGAGCAGUCAUUGGACACUGAGAGUACUCUAGAACCUACCAUCAUUCCAGUAUGUUCCCCAAUAAUGAUAGAAGACAACAUAGUGUGGAGGGAAGAUGUCCCACUCAUUGGCUCCAAUUUAUAAAAUGUUGCAUAUGGAUACCUUAAACACUAGAAUAAAUGCAAUUUUAAUAUGGGUGAUAGGAUUCUGUAAAUAGCGUUGAAUAUGUU